Ixodes scapularis (black-legged tick) is the source of this 3696-nucleotide messenger RNA. It is a transcript of the gene peng, whose product is annotated as pumilio homolog 3. Gene Ontology annotation, cellular component: nucleolus. Gene Ontology annotation, biological process: regulation of translation. The record is from RefSeq and is a predicted model, not a curated record. Lineage: Eukaryota; Metazoa; Arthropoda; Arachnida; Ixodida; Ixodidae. Bases 124 to 2166 code for a protein of 680 amino acids. The transcript is spliced from 3 exons. Gene Ontology annotation, molecular function: mRNA binding.
ACUUUGAUCCAAUCCAUAGCCGCCACUGCCGUCUGUUUUCACGUGGUGAUCAUAGCGGUCGUAGUGUGUCAACAGCAAUAUUUCGUUUAAUUGCCAGAAUAUAAGUAGAAACUCGGCAACGCCAUGAAAAUGGCCAAAGUAGAAUCGACCGCGAAUGCCGCAUCCCAGAAACCGAAGAAAAAAAAGGUGAAGGUGCCCAAACAGAAGACCAAUGAACCGUCCGAAUCCGCAAAGUCUCCACUCGCAUCUGCCGCAAAACACGAAGAAGUCAUCAAAGGCAAGUACGCCAAGGGAAACAAAAGGCGAUCUUUCCCGCCUUCCGGCGUAAAACCGAACAGACAGGGCAAAGUCGUCAAAGCACAGCGCAAGAAGCCGAAUACCGUGGGCAAAGCGCUCCCGACACCUCCCAGCAAAAGCAAGGAGGCCCCCGACCAACCCAAAGAAGGCAAACCCAGACCAGGCGACGGCUCAGCACCGACCAAGCGCAAACACGAGAGCGAGUCGGCAGAAGGCGCCGACCAAACUAAAAAGGUCAAGUUGGAGGAGAUGACCAAAAAGCAGCGAAAAUUCGAGCGCAAGAAGAAGGAGUUCGAGCGCAAAAAGAAGGAUGGCACGUUCUUCGAGACCUCCAAGGCCAUCAAGCAGGUCUGGGAGGACCUGAGACGCAAGGCGUGCAGCAAGGAGAAGCGCGCCAAGCUGCUCACGCAGCUGACGGGACUGGUCAAGGGGCGCGUCAAAGAGCUCAUCUUCGCGCAUGACACCGCCAGGGUCAUCGAGUGCAUGGGCGACCUGGGCACUCCAGAACACCGCAACCUCAUCUUCGAGGAGGUGAAGGACAUGAUUGUGCCCAUGAGCAAGUCCAAGUACGCCAAGUUCAUCGUGCGCAAGAUGCUCAAGAACGGGACCCCGCAGCAGAAGGAACACAUCGUGAAGGCCUUCAACAUGCAGGUGGUUCAGUGCCUGCACCACGCCGAAGCGGCCUCAGUCUUGGAGACCAUCUACAACGAGCACGCCAACGCGGUCCAGCGCUCGCAGCUGUUGCAGGAGUUCUAUUGCAGGGACAUGGCACUCUUCAAAGAGGACAAGGUGGUCACCUUCAAGGACGCCCUCGAGAAGUCGGCCCAGCCGGCCAAGACUCUCGAGGACCUCAAGGAGAUCCUGAUGAAGAUUGUGGGCAAGCCUGUGCUGGGCCACAGCAUCAUCCACCACGUCUUCUUGGAGUUCUUCAAGAACGCCGAUGAGAACUCUCGCUCUGAGAUGAUCCGCGCUCUGGGUGGAUCGGUAAUCGAGAUGCUCCACACCAAGGAUGGGUCCCGUGUCGCCAUGCAGUGUCUCUGGCACGGUACGGCCAAGGACCGCAAGGCCAUUGUCAAGAGCUUCAAGACGCACGUGGUCAAGAUCGCCAAGGAGGAGCACGGCCAUAUGGUGCUCCUGGCGGCCUUUGACUGCGUUGACGACACCAAAUUGGUGGACAGCACGGUGACGGCAGAGCUGCUUCGGGAACCGCUGGAGCUGAUGACGAGCGCGAGCGGACAGAAGGUGCUCUCGUACCUGGUGGCUCCAAGGGACCCCCGCGUCUUCCACCCAAGCAUCAUCGAGAUCCUUAAGGAGGGAGAUGCCAGUGUCACCAGCAAAAAGGAUCCACAGGUACGAAGAGAAGAGCUGCGCAAGGCUCCAGCCGCCGCGCUCGCCCAGCUGAUAGCAGACAACGCCGAGCUGUUCCUGACGCACAACGGCCCCACCGCCGUCGUCGCCUCGGUGAUUCUGACGAACCUCCGGGAAGGCGAAGCCACGGAAGCCUUCCGCAGCAUCGCCAGGCUCCUGGCGAACUCCCCGUACGAGCCGAGCACAGACCCGGAGAAGGCGCACCUGUUCGACCGCAACCACGCCCGCUUCUUCCUGAAGAAGAUGACGCUGCACGACAGGGCGAGCAAGCAGGGGCAGAACUGCUUCAGCGCCAUCCUGGUGGACGAGGUGCCCAAGGAAGCGCUGGUGACGUGGAUCGGGUGCAACUUCGGGGCCUUCCUCCUUGUGAACUUGCUGGAGACCGGCGUGCCGGAGGUGGUGCGGGUGGUGAAGGAGGCGCUGGCCGGAAAGCAGAGUCUGCUCAAGAAGAGCGAGCUCAAGGGGUGCGAGGCGCUGAGGGAGAAGCUGAAGGAGGUUUAAUCGUAAACAGAAAAUAAAAAAAAAGAAUAAAUAAAAAAGUCUUACAAAGGUUUAGGAGCGCUCUGCUGAUCUUUGGUGGUCACCAUAUUGGUUUCUAGGCUAGGUGGUGCAAGAUACCGCCCAAUACGCCAUUCAUCUGUCCAUCGUGUGAACUCGGGUCCAAUUGUGAGAAGCGCACAAUUGGACCAGAGUGUACGCCAAAUGCCGACCCGUGUUCAAUACGGAGUGCGUGCCCAAAAUGGGCGACUUCAGAUAAUUGGUGCAGUAGCUACUAGAUGCCGUGUACUCUUGAAGAGUGUCUAAUGAAGCAAUGACUGGAGAAGAUGGUGCAUAGCACCGCAUUUAUGAGGGUAGCGUGAUAAUACGACUCCCUACUUCGAGGGGGAUAGAAGAAAAGAAGAUACAGCGCUUCAAGCUGAUGGCGAUUUUUCUUUUUCUCCAUACAUGAAUCAGCUGCCAGACUUUUUAUUGUUACUUCAAGACCCAUUUGGCCCUGAGCAAUGGAAAACGGUCUGCUUACACACCUCAUUAGUGUUGCCAUAAUGCAUUAAAGGAGCUGUGCAACGAUUUUAACAUUGAAAGAAUUGGCAUCUUCUGAUUUUGAUAUAGUUCACUUUGUCACAAAUGACAGAAAACACACCUCCUUUCAUCGAAAUGUUGCGAUUCCGCCGCGUAAUAGCGAGGCAAAACUUAGAAUAUUCCCCGACAUGCAGCCGCGAGCGGCGGCCAUGAGAAACGCGCAGCAUGACGUCAGUGGGGAAUCUUGUAGAAAGAUAGCAAGUUGCGCGAAUACCUGCUCGAUAAAAGGUAGCUUUUCUAUAAAUCUUGUCGUUCCAACAUAUAUAUAAAUGCGUCAAAAACCUGGUAUCAUCGACAAAACUUUUAUUAUAGUUUUAGUGGCGCCAUCUAUCCUAGGUCAACAAGACCGUCGGCUCUCUCUGCUACAGCGAACAGAAGCCAAAGGGGGAGGGGGACAGGGCCGGACCCGGAUUAGACUUUCCUCCUUUCACCAUAUUGUUCGCGCAGCCUCCGCCAGCACGUGGUUACGCGGUCGCGAGCGGAUGAGUUCUCGCUGCUCACUGAUGGCUCUACAGAGAGAACUUUUCCGGAACCUUGCGCCUACCCCAUCAACGUCGCUGCACACGUGACCCGGAAGACGACGUAAGAGUUGAGAGGCGGUAAAAACCUGGAUCUUUUUCAUUUUUUAAAAUAAAAACUAGGGUAUCCAGGAAAAUACUGUUUUCUGUAGUUCACUUCAGAAGUGCCAGGCAUCAACUUCCACAAUAAUUUAAGCAAAUCCCUGAAAUUGUUGCACAGCUCCUUUAAUCUGAACUUUGAGCAUCAUUCGGCACAAAUUGUAUGUCCUUUGUGUUUCACAUCAACUGAUCAAUGUUGUAUUUUACAAGCAAUUUAAUACUAUAUUUGAGGCCAAUGCCAAAAAUGUUUGUUUGCAAAAAAUGGGAAAAUUCAAUCUAUAAGGUUUUGUCAUUUUCGCGACUUCAAAAUAAUAAACGACUUGUCAAACAUGGA